Daphnia magna is the source of this 1888-nucleotide messenger RNA. RefSeq names its product fucose-1-phosphate guanylyltransferase. The transcript is spliced from 7 exons. Gene Ontology annotation, molecular function: transferase activity, transferring phosphorus-containing groups. The record is from RefSeq and is a predicted model, not a curated record. Bases 94 to 1731 code for a protein of 545 amino acids. Lineage: Eukaryota; Metazoa; Arthropoda; Branchiopoda; Diplostraca; Daphniidae.
GCUUUACUCAAAAUAUGAAUUUGAAUGUUUAGAUUGUUUACGUGGCAAAGCCGCUAAACCUGGGUUUACCUGUAAGAUGUGACAGUCGCAAGAAUGGAACAGAUACAGAAAUACAUGGUUCGCUUAGCACAAAACUUCAACAAAAGCUUCUCAGAGGAAAAGGCUGAUUUUUGGGACUGUCUAGUUAUCUCUGCUGCAGAUGAAAAACAAAAAGACUGCUUUCAACAGCAACUUGACGAACAAUUGAAGAAUGGUGAAUUACCAGGAGCACCAAAAUAUUUGGUGAUUGCUGAUUGCCCUGGGUCCAUCUUGGGGUCAGGAGGAUCUACCUUCCAUAUCUUAAAGCAGCUCAAAGAUCUUUUUGGAAAUGAUUUGUUCCACAUGAAAAUUUGGAUUAGUCAUGCUGGGGGCUCUAGCAAGAGAUUGCCAAAUCUAAGCUGCACAGGCAAGCUCUUCUGUCCUUUGCCACUAGAAAUUGAAGGAAAGGCAAUAACAAUUCUGAAUUUGAAAAUAAUUCUAACGUCACCUUUCCUCAAACUGAUGAAAAAUGGAGGAAUAUUUAUUUGUGCAUCUGAUGACAUUGAAACUUAUUGCCUUGAUGGCCUUGAAAGUACUGUAGAAAAGUCAAAUCCAUUGACUGAGGAUGGAAUUGUAGCCAUUGCCCAUCCAUCUUCAAUAGCUAUAGGAAACACUCAUGGUGUGUACGUGCUACCUGAGUCUUCAAAAAGGGACGAAAACUGUUGGCUGACCAGUUGUCUAGAAGUUUUGCAGAAACCUAAUUAUUCUACAAUGAAAAUGAGAAAAGCCUUAGUAAAAUUGGGGGACGGAGAGGAAAGAGUGUACACGGACAGCAUGUUUUGGUGCGGGCCGGAGCUAGUGAAGAAAAUGGUCACAUUCGCAGAGGAAAACGGCGACCUAUACCGUACUGAAACGUGUAUAUAUGGAGAUUUUCUAGCAUGUAUGGGCUCUCGUCCAGCUGAAGAAAAACUAUACUUGAAAAGCACAUCUGAUUCAUCAACAAUCAAAGGGAAAAUAGCUAGUCAUUUUGGAGAAACACCGUUGAAUAUUAUGGUGCUUGAGCAAUCACAUUUCUACCAUUUAGGAACAAUGCCAGAAUACUUAGAAAACUUGAACCCUACCUCAGAGCUAUUCCAAACCUUGGCGAUGAAACCGAUCGCUCAAUCAUUCUGCCGCGAACCAUCAGGAAUUCAAGGCAUUGUAACUACUUCUUGUCUCGAAGCGGAUGUCGAGAGUAUGAUAGGCAGCGUUAUGGAUAGCUGCAUAGUAAAUGUUCCUGUUGUUUGUGAGAGACAGACGAUUGUCAGCCAUUGCGUGAUUGACGAUCCGAUAAUUCAAGUAAUUCCAUCAUGUUGGAUGUUUCAUACGGCAGCAGUGAAGCAAGAAAAUUCGGUUCUCUAUGUCACGAUAGCCUUCCGAAUAGAUGACGAUCUGAAAGGGAGAGUAGAGCAAAGUCGUGGCUGGAAAGGUACAACAUUAGAGCAUCCAACUUCCACUUUAUGGCAAGCGCGGUUGUUUCCAGGCCUCGGAACGAUGAGUCAGUCCUUUACUGCAACCUGGAGGAUGGUUUCAAACCGAGAAAAGAAUGAAGAGUUCGUUCAAACUAACACGCUGCAGCGUUUUAGCAUGGAAGAUAUUGUUCAACAUAAAUACAUACCAGCUAUGAUGCAACAUCGAGAAAAUGUCCUGCACAAGAUAAGCUCCCGUGCGUAGUCCACAAGGUUUUUCUGCAACUGGUUUACAUUGGAGUGUUACGUUUUCGACGACUAUUUCGGUGUAUUCACCAGACCAGACACGUGCAUGUUACCCAUUUAACCAUAUUGGAACAUUUCGCAUGAAAUUGUAAAAUAAACAGAUAGUUUAUCCAGUC